Molecule: messenger RNA, 1738 nt
Organism: Bicyclus anynana (squinting bush brown)
Lineage: Eukaryota; Metazoa; Arthropoda; Insecta; Lepidoptera; Nymphalidae
Product: homeobox protein aristaless
Exons: 5
Coding region: 244-1032 (262 amino acids)
Biological process (GO): regulation of transcription by RNA polymerase II
Molecular function (GO): RNA polymerase II transcription regulatory region sequence-specific DNA binding; DNA-binding transcription factor activity, RNA polymerase II-specific
Source: RefSeq, a predicted model, not a curated record
ACGAUCCGUCCGUUAUUCUUUACCAGUCGAUUGAAGGCGUCGGUGUGUAGUAGUUUAUUACUGUUGUGUUCGUAAUAUAGCGUGUCAAUUAUGGCGUUUUGAUAGUAAAUCAUUUCCUCUUAAUAUCAAGUGUGACUCUGCGGACAUUGUUGAAUUUAGGAGUACCUCCUUUUUUGAGUUAUAAGCAGUUGAAGGAAUCUCCACAACUCUACAAUCCAAUUAAUCCUACCCUCAUUUAAAAUAAUGGGAGUAUCAGAACCAAACUGCUCCUCAACUCCCGACCUUCCCCCUCACGACCCGGAGCGACCCGGUUCAGGCAGCGGCAUGGAUGACGAGGACAUUCCCAGAAGGAAGCAGAGGCGGUAUAGGACCACCUUCACUAGCUACCAGCUCGACGAACUGGAGAAGGCUUUUGGGAGGACGCAUUAUCCUGAUGUAUUUACCAGGGAGGAGUUAGCUUUAAAAAUUGGCCUCACAGAAGCAAGAAUACAGGUGUGGUUCCAAAACCGGCGGGCGAAAUGGCGUAAGCAGGAGAAGGUGGGGCCCCAUGCACAUCCGUAUAGCGGAUACUUAAGCAGCGGGCAACCAUUACCGACUACAUCUAUGCCAGUUCCACCGCAUUCGUUCAGUCAGCUCGGAUUUGGAUUGAGAAAGCCUUUUGACAACGCUCUAGCGUCUUUCAGGUACGCCAACAGUCCCCUGUUUGGAGCACAGUACCUUCCGCCGCUUUCUCGUCCUCCACUUUUCGGGGCUCCACUAUACGCUACAUCGCCCGCUCAUUUCCACUCUCUGUUCGCCAAUCUAACCGUACCCGAACUACCUCGAAUCUCACCUGAACAAUCACGAUUGUCACCCGAAGUAACUCGAUCGCCAGCACCGUCGAUCUCCCCUCCAAUAUCACCAGGCAGCGAGACUUUACCCCCAUCUGAAGAUGUUAGGAGUUCCAGCAUAGCAGCAUUAAGACUAGCUGCUAGAGAACACGAACUCAGAUUAGAAUUGUUGCGACAGCGAGCGGAUUUAAUUUGUCAAUAGUAAAUUUGCAUAUAUCUAGAAUUUUAAAUGCUCCGUUUGCUAUGCAUCGAAGAUUGUGAAAAUGGUUGUAUUGAAACUUUGAUUUUGUAUUCAUUUAAUUUUUACAUUUUAAAGAAGGUUUGCGAUUUCUGACAAAAACCUUCCCGUUUGUUUGACUUCAUUUUGAUUUUGUUUUUCGUUUUAUUUCGUUAGCUAAGUUCACAGAGUUAAUUUUAUUACUAGUGAAGUUUUUGUGAUUAUAGUUUUAUGCAAUAAUAGUAAUAUUAACAAGUAUUUUUUCAAUGCAGUAUACAACCAAGUAAAAAAUAAAUUCUAUUAUCUAAAUAAAAUAUAAAAGUUAUACUAUUAUUUUUUAAUUAACAUCCGCAUAUUAUUAUUAUUGUACAAAAAACAAUUUAUCAUUAAACUUCAAUGCAUACAUACUUAUCAAAAUAAUUUUAUGUACAUUUAAUUAAUUAUGUUUAGUGAAAGGGAAUAUUAUUUUUAUUAAUAAAAAGACUUAAACGCAAUCAGUAUAAUUAUAAGUUCUUUUACAAUUAUUAUUAUUAUAUUAUAUUAUUCAUAAGUAUUUCUUCAAUGAUUCCUAUAAAAUAAUUGUUAAUAUUUAUGAUAUAGUUAAUUACAAACGCGUCUAUUGUUUUAAUGUAAAUCCCGUCCAAUGUAAAAUAUGUUAGUUGUUGUAUGAAUAAAAUAAUUUUAAUAUAAA